AAGGGCACUCACGAAGAAAGAUAAAUUAGAUAAGGGAAGACACACGGCGAGGGCUGAAGAGAAGAGUGAAGAAGUAACAGAGAGAAGAAAAUCGCGCAGAAAUGGAGAAGUACUUUGGAAAUGCAUACCGGGGCGACCCGGGAGUACCUCACGCCGACCCGGACCGGUUCGUGAACAUAUGGGUCGGGUCGGCCGCCUUCUCCGCCCUCACCUGGAUCAACCCUUACAUGUGGACGCUCUCCAACCAAUUCAAUUGGCACGACAAAGCAAUGCUGUUUGAACAGUAUCACUGGAAGAAAGCACAGGAGAAGAAGCAACCAUAUGAAUUUCAGUGGAAUAAGAUGCCCAAAAAAGUUCGAGACUCGUACUACUUCAACUGGCCAGUCUACUUCCCUUAAGUUUUCUUCCUUCAUAUGUGUUCUUAUGUUCUAGACUUCUCGUAUUAUGAUUCCAUAGCAUGUUAAUCUGCAUUUUUCGUAUUUUGUCUAUUGAAAGAUGAUUGCUUUCGAUUCGAUAAAUAUAUAUGCAAGAUAUUCCAGAAACGAA
This is a messenger RNA of Erythranthe guttata (spotted monkey flower), 546 nucleotides long. RefSeq names its product actin T1-like protein. The record is from RefSeq and is a predicted model, not a curated record. Lineage: Eukaryota; Viridiplantae; Streptophyta; Magnoliopsida; Lamiales; Phrymaceae.